Cydia amplana is the source of this 1680-nucleotide messenger RNA. RefSeq lists its product as uncharacterized. The transcript is spliced from 2 exons. Lineage: Eukaryota; Metazoa; Arthropoda; Insecta; Lepidoptera; Tortricidae. The record is from RefSeq and is a predicted model, not a curated record. Bases 224 to 1039 code for a protein of 271 amino acids.
AACUCCCUGAAAAUAAGGCGAGUUUCCUCCACCCUGUCCAGGUGCAUACCAGGGCAGCAUCAGCACGAGGCAGCUGCCCGGGCACAGUGUUUACGUCGCGGCGCACGCAACCUGUUGUGCGGGGACUAUCGACCGGGGCGAGGCAGUCCCGACCGCACCGCGCCCGGCGACGCGCGUGUAGACAUGCAGGUGCCAGGCACCCUGCUCUAAACACAACAUCAGGAUGCACGCCGUGGGCCUCCACUCCGCGCUCGCCAUCCGCCGCGAGCGCAAGCGCCGCGCCGAGCAGCAGCGCGCCAAGGAGCGCCGCUACUCCCUGCAGUCCACCGAGUCCGGCGUCACCUCGCCGCACUGCUCCACCGGCAGCCUCGAGCGGCGCCGCUUCAAGAACACUCGCACCAGCGAGAAUGAAGUCGUCUCCUCCGUGGGCAUGCUCCAUCUCGGAGUCGUGUUCCUCGUCCUCUCCUUCUUCCUCAUCGGCUCAGGUUUACUUCCCGAUGACGUCACGUCCUGGAGCACCAUCGGCUCCGGCAAUUGGUUUAACGAGCUAGUGUGGUCCGGAUUGUUCGCGCUCGGGAUAGGAAUAUUCUUGAUCGUGCUACACAAAUACUUGACUAAGAGCGAGGAGCAGGCGCUGGAGGAGUACGUGCAGCGUCAGCUGACGCGAUCGCGAUCAGGUCACCGGCUAGAGAGAGAUACGGAGACGGGAGGUCAUACGACAAAACACGCGCGGCGAGCGCGCGCCGCUGAAGCCCUACCUGAAACCAUUACAGAGACCUAUACCGAGCCACCGCCGGACCGAGUGCACGGCUUCGUCAACGCACUAGCCCUCAACGGCGACGCUCUCAGAGAGUCUCCGCUCGAGCAGAUAGUAGAGGAGGAAUGCUCCUUGGCUUCAGAGAGUGAGAAGCGACUGGGCAAGUUCAACCGCGACACGUACUCGACGCCGUCGGUGGCGCCGAGCCUCAGCCCCGGCUCGCCCUCCGACACGCGCGAGCUGCUGGCCGACGGCCGGUACAUGAUCAUGUCGCGGAUGUGAACGACCACGCCUUCCCGGCUCUUUCGCAUUCUUAGUGCCACUUGAUUGUACCCUGACAAUUUACUUUGGUCCUUAAACUGGGUUUCAGUGCCGCUCGAUUCCUACGUUAAUCCGAUGACUUUUGAGGCGGGGCGCCGGUAGUGCGUCUAUCGAGGUCUUCUGCGGCGCCCGCGCCCCUCCCCGUGGUGUAUGUAAUGUUUCGGCGCUUGCGGCAGACUAUCAGUGGCGUUACUUAGAUCAACAGCUUCUCUAUUUUAUAUUUUAACAGACGGACCAACUCUCGGUAGAUUUUAGUGUUAAGUCGUAACGCGUUAUCCUCUUUUAAUUGCAGUUGGAAACUGAAAAAAAACGGUCGGAAACUAUGGGAGAAAACGAUCAUUAAGUCGAAUUGCAAUUCGAAGAGGUGAUAACGUAUUGUAUAUUUUAUCAAUUAUCUAUGGGAAUCCGUAUGUAUUGGCUUGAGACUGAUUGUUAAUAUACUGUACUUAUACCUGACGGUUUUAUACGAUAUUAAUUACUGUUUGUUUGCCUAUUACUUCACUGCUUACAGAAAAUACUUUGUAUUCUUGAUAUUGUAUUAGUUCUACUGUCAACUAUACCUGACGCGGCCAAUGACGAUCCGUAUGACAGUUCCUCGAAAU